UCUCUCCAUCCCUUCGCCCCAGCCCCCUGCUUGCUGGAGUCCGCGACUUCGGGGUCCGGAGGCCCCUGGGCGGUGCGGCGCGAGGGGGGGCGUCCCGCAGGCGGCGUGUCCCGCCUGGCGCGGUGGCGGGUCCCGGCGGCCGGGCGGGAGGGUGACAGAUGUGCUCCUCUGACGGCUCGCAGGAUCCGCCGGCGGCCGCCUGCCAUUGGCUCGACGCGGCGGACCGCGAGCGCCGCUCACUAUAAUAACACUCGUGCCCGCCGGCCGCGGCCACUGCGAGCGCGGACGCCGCUCGGGCACCGACUGCGGCUCGGGCCGCCCCACCCCGCUCAGCGCCCCCCGGCGCCUCGGGCCGGCAGCGGAGACCCGGGAGGCGCGGCGCGGCGGCGAUGCGGAGGCGGCGGAGCCGGGGCGCGCUCGGCCGAGGGGCGCUGUGAGCCCGGCUCCCCGCGGGCUGCUGCCGAGAGAGGCGGCGGCUGGUCCAGCCCGCAGCUUCCCUGCCGGCCCGGCCCGGCCCGGGCUCCGGCGCUGCGGCGGGCGCGGGUGCCUGCGAGCGCGGACUGCGGCGCGGGAGGUGGCGGCUGCCCCAUGGAGUGUUACUACAUUGUCAUCAGCUCCACGCAUCUCAGCAACGGACACUUUCGCAACGUCAAGGGAGUUUUCCGGGGCCCUCUGAGCAAGAACGGGAACAAAACUCUGGAUUAUGCUGAGAAAGAGAAUACCAUAGCAAAAGCUCUAGAAGACCUCAAGGCCAAUUUUUACUGUGAACUAUGUGACAAGCAAUAUUAUAAGCAUCAGGAGUUUGACAAUCACAUUAAUUCCUAUGACCAUGCACACAAGCAGAGACUCAAAGAACUGAAACAAAGAGAAUUUGCGAGAAAUGUAGCAUCUAAAUCCAGGAAGGAUGAAAGAAAACAGGAGAAAGCUCUCCAACGUCUGCACAAGCUUGCUGAGCUAAGAAAAGAAACUGUAUGUGCUCCUGGAAGCGGCCCCAUGUUCAAGUCAACAACUGUUACUGUGAGAGAAAAUUGUGAUGAAACUUCCCAAAGAGUUGUUGAGGAUUCAGUUAAUAAUAAAGAUGAUUUCAAAAACAACACCUUGCUUCAUAGUGAAGAGAAUGCUAAGGAUGUUACCCCAGUUGCUACAGAUUCAGAAAGCGCAAGUCAUUGUACAGCUCAAAAUAACCAACUUGGGGAUCAAGGCCCAGGAAUUCACAGACACAAAAUUGGCUUUUCUUUUGCAUUUCCAAAGAAAGCAGCAGUAAAACUGGAGUCCUCAGCAGCUGCCUUCUCUGAAAAUAAUGAUGAGGCCUCUGUGGGUAAAGGAUUUAGUAGAAAAAGUAGAUUUGUCCCUGGAGCUUGUCAUCUUCAACUAUCUUCGCCAACAGAUGUGCUUUUGAGUUCUGAGGAGAAAGUAAGCUCUUUUCAGUCUCCACAGGGAAUGUGUACUGACAAAGAAGCUACUCAAGUUCAAGAGAUUAAAGAUGAUUCCACUGAAAAUAUAUUACUAUUACCUUCAUUUCCCCAGUAUCAGCUCCCUUUAUUUUCUGUUGCAGAUAAUUGCACAAACGUAGUCCCACUGGAAGAUCAGAUACCAGUAGAGAAUAUCAUUAUUAAUGAAAACAUACCUAUGAAUGACAAUAGUUGUGAAUUGUUAGGGAAUAAACCUGUUGCUAUUGAGAUGUCUACAGACUGUGUAUCCUUGCAAGUUUCCACCGAGGAAAACGUUAAAGACAAUGAUGCAGCCCCAACUGAAGCUGAAAUAAAAAAUAAUGACCAUGAAAUGCUGCUCACUUCAAAUAUCAAAGAGGUUAAAACGACCAUCCAUAAAAAAACAGAUGUACCUAAAAGACCAGAUGAGCCAUUUGUACCUGUAUUAAACAAAGAUGGUACCACAGUUCUUCAGUGGCCAUCAGAAAUGCUAAUAUACACAGUUUCUCAACCAUCAAUUUCCUAUAGUUGUAAUCCUCUCUGUUUUGACUUCAAAUCUACUAAAGUAAACAAUAAUCUAGAUAAAAAUAAGCCACCCUCAAGUGAUCUUUCUUCUCAGCAGGAAAAAGAAAACUUUUCUAAGAGAACAAUUUCAGAUGGCAAGGAUGCCUCUAUUGUAGAAGUUCCUGACUCUGAAAUUGGAGAUGACAGUGGGGAAUAUAGUAAAGUACCUUCUCCUUUGGUAGAUGAUAUUGUCUCCAACAGUGGUGAUUCUGAAAAAAAUGAAAAUAUGGAUCAAAAAUACAAAAAUAUCUCCUGUAAAAUCAGAAAAGAAAGUAGAUAUAAUUUUACUAAAAAUCAAAUAAAACAGGACACUCCCAAUGAGAAAUACAACAAAAUAAGGUUGAAAGACACCCAUGCACAUUGGUUCCAUAAAAGUAAAAGAAAGAAAAGAAGAAGAAAAGUUUGUCAGCAACAUUAUGGGGAUAAAAUCAAAGAAUCAGAAACUUCCUUCAAAACGGAAAUGGAUAAUAGUUGUACUGAUACAACAAGGGAAAAGCUACUGGAAAUUUUUUCAGAAAAGCAAAAUUUAGCUCCAGAGCAAUUAUUAGAUUCACAUCAAUUGCUUAAUAAAGAGCUUGAAUCAGCAUCCAUAUACGUAACUGAAAAUGAGGAAGUAUGUAAGAGUUGGAACACUGAAUAUAAUAGUAAUGAUGUCAUCAAUUAUAAAAAUAACUGUAAAAAUAGCUCAUCUGUUUUAAAUGAACAAUCCAAUUCAACAAUGAUACAAUCUGGGAAACAUAAUUUAACAUACUCCAGAACUUAUUAUAGUUGGAAAGCCAAAAUGUCCAGUUGUAGUCCAGUUCACAAAUGCUUAGUUCUUCAAAAUGAUAUGAAACACACGAGUCAGAAUCCGGCUGUUAAAAGAGGUUAUAAUUCUCUCAUUAAUGAAUCUGAACGAUUUCAUCGAAAACGCAGACAACACUCAUAUUCUUAUUCUUCAGAAGAAAGUUUAAAUCAGCAGAAUUACUUUCCAGAAGAAUGUUUGAGAUCACCACAUGCUUCAGUAGCUCCUUGUAAGCCAAAAAGAAAACGGAAGAGAAAAAGAAGCAGGUUGCACACCAAAUUCGAAGUAUCGGAAUUUAAAGAGAACACAGAUUAUUCCAUGAAAGGUAAUCCUCCCUUAUGUCAACAACCUGAGUCAAUAAAUGAAGUCAAAAAUGAUGACAUAAAACCACAAGAAAUUUCAAGUUUGGAAGGGAACUCAGAACAAACAGAUAAAGUAGAGCAUGAACUGGUCUUUCACCCUAGCAGUCCCCUUCCUGCUGAAACCAGUGUAGACACUGAGCUGAUAGUGAAAGAGUCUAAUUCUGGAAAAUUGUCAGAGAUUUCCGGUGAAGCCUCCACAUCAGUCUGUGUAGCUAGUGCCUCCACAAAAGAAGAAAAUGACACCUUGCUUGACCACCAAGAAAGACGUUCGAAUAUAAAUACUAAUGAAAAGCAAAUCCCUGUCAAGAUGCCUAAUAGUGAAAGAAAUUUUAGACCGUCACCACCUAAAGCAUACCGUUGUCACUAUGAACUGGCUGAGGCCCUUCCACCAGGAAAGAUGAAUGAGGCCUCCCCGGAGCGGCUGCUUUUUAAUUCAGCUGUUCUGAACACACAACCCCCCUUAUCCUUUAAAGAAGCACACGUCAGCGGUCAUACCUUCGUAACAACCGAGCAAAUCCUGACUCCACUGGCUUUGCCAGAGCAGGCAUUAUUGAUUCCCAUAGAAAACCCCGACAAAUUAAAAAGCCUUCCCUGUGAGGUCUACCAGCACAUCAUCCCACCGAACAUGCUGGCCAACAAGGUCAAAUUCACUUUGCCUCCAGCCGCCCUCCCGCCCCCCAGCACACCUCUGCAGCCUUUGCCUUUGCAGCAGCCCUUAUGUUCUACCUCUGUAACCACUCUGCACCACACGGUUCUGCAUCAGCACGCGGCGGCCGCAGCCGCAGCUGCUGCAGCUGCAGCCGCAGGAACUUUUAAAGUGCUUCAGCCCCAACAGUUUCUGUCCCAAGUUCCAGCCCUCACCAGAACGUCAUUACCUCAAAUCUCAAUCGGACCCAUCGGACCCAGGCUUUGCCCGGGGAAUCAGCCGGCUUUCGUGGCCUCUCCUCAGAUGCCGGUCAUCCCAGCUUCAGUGCUCCAUCCCAGCCAUCUGACCUUCACGCCUUUGCCCCAUGCUCUCUUUCCUUCGCUGCUUUCCCCACACCCUACUGUCAUUCCUCUGCAGCCCCUCUUCUAGUCAUCGCCAUUCAAAAGAAAGACACAUUCACAUGAAAAUUAUUGCUAUGUUCAUAAACAUUCAUCUACGUGGAUAAUUUUCUAUUUCAAUGGUGGAAAUAAGCAGGUCGGAGAAUGGCAUCAUUGAUAUGAAAUAAGUUACUGUAAGUGUAAUGAUGCAAAUAAACUCUUAAGUUUCAUAUACGUAUAUAUAUAUAAAGGUAAGGCACUGAAUAGUUUGAAAAUAAAUAUAUGCUGUAUAUUAAAAUGAUGUCUUAAAAGUAUGUAUAAUGUACAUAAAAUAUAUUUAUAGUACUGUAACUUAUGUUGUAAAGUAUGCUAUUUGUUUUUUUUUUAAUUUGUGUAUUUGCACCUAUUUAAUGUUUAGAAAAAGCUGAUAACACUAUGUUUUGUACCAUGUUCCUUGAAACUGUAAAUUCAGUGCAAAAAUAUCUUGCAAUAAAUUUUUGUUAAAUAUUUAAGUAAAACAAAUUUUUGUUCUUAAUUGGUUUUCACUCUUUAAAGAAUGCAUACGAACAAAAGUUUGGAUUUAUCUAUUUUCUUCUCUUUACUGGUGUUUUUGAAACUUAGGGGUGCAACAAAUUGUCAUUUUUACUGUCAAUACUUAAACUGUAAUACCACCUUUCAGAAAAAAUUAUAAAAGGUCUAAUUAGUACUUUAUAAUUAGUACUUUUCUCUUAGUACUAAUUUUCAUUUACUAUUUUUUUCUGAACAACUGACCCUCUAGAUCAGUAAUUUCUAAUUUUUGAACACCUUUAAGCUGUGUUGGUUCAUUAACAAAUGGUUAGAAGCCACCAUUCUAGACAAUAAACAAAUGUUAGGGGUUGGUGGAGGAAUAACUAAAAACUAUGUACAGUUCACAGUAACCUUUCAGGAACCGUAAAAUAUACUUGUUGGGGAAAAAAAAGGGGGCAGAUGAUGAAUAUAAGAUCUUAUAACAUUUUUAUGUAUUAAAAUCCUCAUGUUUAUAUUCACAGGUUGCUUAAACAUAUUGGUUCAUAUUGGUAUGAACUAAGGAAUUUGUCAACUAAUAAUUAGUUUCUAUUAUGUAACAUGCUGGAGAAAAUUAGUAUAAUCUCAUCUGGACAUACUUAACUGAGAAUCUGAAAGAAAUAAGCACAUUAAACUGAUAAUUUCCCCUGAAAAUACUUUUAGUAGUGAACAUUUAUCAUAUAAUUAUAUAUCCAAGUCACCCUAUAAC
Molecule: messenger RNA, 5415 nt
Organism: Sorex araneus (European shrew)
Lineage: Eukaryota; Metazoa; Chordata; Mammalia; Eulipotyphla; Soricidae
Gene: ZNF804A
Product: zinc finger protein 804A
Exons: 4
Coding region: 589-4215 (1208 amino acids)
Cellular component (GO): nucleus
Source: RefSeq, a predicted model, not a curated record